Plasmodium malariae is the source of this 3048-nucleotide messenger RNA. Its product is annotated as phosphatidylinositol 3-and 4-kinase, putative. The coding region runs from base 1 to 3048 and encodes 1015 amino acids. NCBI's taxonomy places the organism in Eukaryota, Apicomplexa, Aconoidasida, Haemosporida, Plasmodiidae. The transcript is spliced from 4 exons. The record is from RefSeq and is a predicted model, not a curated record.
AUGGGUAGCAGCAGCCUACCAAUGUCACAGCAGAUGUACUUUAGUACGCACAAUGCUUUAAGAAUAAAUGAAGAGAAUGAUGUAAUUAGUACGUUAUUUUAUGAAAUAAAUGGGAAUAGACAUAUAAGUUUGUUAAUAUUUCCUUUUUAUGAUGUGCAAAUGUUAAAACGAUUAUUAAUAAAAAAAUUAAAUUUACCAGGAGGAGUAAAAGUAAACGAUAUAAUAAUAUUUUAUAAAGGUAUAAAACUACCAAAUUAUAGAAUAAUUAGUACAUAUUUAGAUAAUUCAAAUAGGAGAGAAAAAAAAAAGAAAAAAAGAAUAAAUAAAUUAUAUUGGGCAAUAAAAGAUACUAAUCCAAAUUCAUCAAUAAGAGUUAUAGACAAUAAAAGUUAUCCAUCUUUUUUUGAAAAUAUUUUAAAUGAUAUAAAAUUAGCUUUUAAAAAAAAUAUAUCACCCAAAUUAACAAUGGAUGGGACUGGAGGAACAUAUUUACUAUUUAAUGCAAAAAAAAAAGUAUGCUCUGUUUUCAAACCAAUAGAUGAAGAAGCAUUUGCUCCAUGUAACCCACGUGGUUAUGAAGGGAAAAUGUAUCAAGAAGGAUUUAGAUCAGGUGUACUCUCAGGGGAAGGAGCAAGUAGAGAAAUUGCAGCAUAUAUCUUGGAUAAUAACUAUAAUAAUUUUAGUAAUGUACCUUGUACUAUUAUGGUAGAGGCAUGCAACCCAUAUUUUAAUAAUAAAAGUAAAUUUAAAUAUAUUGAUAAUGAAAGUAAUUUAAAAUGGAAAUGUGGAUCCUUACAAGAAUUUAUAGAUUCAAGAGAGAGUGUUGGAAAUUAUGACUUCAAACAAUUUAGCAUAAGAGAUAUACAUAAAAUUGCUAUUCUUGAUAUAAGAGUUAUGAACUUGGAUAGAAAUGAUGGUAAUAUUUUAGUAUCCCCUUUAAAAAGUUUGAAAGAUUCGUGUAAUCAGUUCUUGUACAGGAAUAAUAAAUGUUUCAGCACCAACGACGAGGACAUCCUCAAGCGCAUAGUCACCAUAGAUAAGAAGCCGUCGCGAUAUAGCUUAAUACCCAUAGACCAUGGGCUUAUAAUGCCCCACAUAAUGGAUGUCGCGGAAAUUGACCUGGUUUGGUUCGAAUGGCCCCAAACAAAAGUACCAUUUGACGACGAAGAGCUGGAGGUUAUAUUUACAUUCGACCCCGAUAGGGAUGCUGAAAAAAUAAGAAACAAAUUAUUAAUUAGAGAAGACUGCAUAAGGACCAUGAGGGUGUGCACACGUCUUUUGCAAAUAGGAGCAAGGAUGCAUUUGAAUUUGCAUGAAAUUGCAAAAAUAAGUACAAGAAAAAACAUCGAUGAGGAAUCAAUUCUGGAGCAUUUAGUUAGGGACUCUAUUAUUCAAGCCUACCAGAUGAUGGACUGCACGUCUCUAAUGAGUACGAACAGACUUGGGUACAUCCUUGACCUGGCAGAGAUUAAGAUAAACAAAAAGAAGAAAGUAAAUAAAACAAAAAUGUCUGAAACUAAUGAUGAAAAAGUGAAAGUAGGUGAGGAUUCGAAUGAGCAAGGAAAAAAUGCAAAUGCGCAGGAAAAGUCGAGUAGUUUCACUGCACAAAUGAAAUAUGUAUAUCCAGAUAAUAAUAGCAACAAUAGUAAUAACAAUUGUAGUAGUAGCAAUAAUAUGAAGGAAUGUAUCUGCACUUCAGUUAGUUUCAAGGAUGUAAGAGAGGAAUUACCAUCAGAAGAAGACUCUUUUUCCAAAGAUAAGCUAUUAACAAUGGUUUGCAGUGAUGUAGAUGUAAGUAGGAGCGAUGAUACAAAUGGUCAAACCAUUACUACGGUAGCAAUUUCGACUGCGACUGGUGCUAUAACUGCUACUACGACUGUUGGUACUACUUCCAAUAAGUGUUCAUUAAAAAAUGCGCAUUCUCGUAGUCCAACGGAAAAUGGUUUACACAGCGUGAAAACAAAAGAAGAGGAGGAGAGUGAAAAUGGAAAUAGCGCAUAUGAGUUUUUGCACUCCUCAGAUAUAGUUGAAUCAAGCAAAAAAACAAAUAAUAUUUACAAGGAUAGUAAAUCGUUUAUCAACGAAUUAGAGAAUACAUCGUGUAAUGAAGUAGGUACUGGGUGCAGUACAUUAUACAAAGAUAAUGAUAUAUGUAAGAAAGAGCAAAAUGGAGUAAGUAACAAAAAAAAUAAAAUUUCAUCUAAUUCAUUUAGCUAUGGAAGUGGGUAUAAUACUCUUGUUACAGGUAGUUCAAGCUCAUAUAACGAUGAUAAGGAUAAUUAUUCGAUGAGGAAUGCUUUUCCAAAGGAUGGCGUAAAUAAAAAUGUAUAUACCCGUCCGAGAAUGGAUAAAUGGUUUUAUAAGAAUGACGAAGGAAAAGAUGCAAAAGCUAAAAAAAAGAAGAAAAAAAUAAAAAAAAAAAUAAAAAGUGAUGAAGAAGAGGAUGAAAAACAUUAUACAUAUGAAAUAAAGGAUGUUCAUGAUGUCGAUGAAAAUGAAAUCAUCAAGGAUGAACAGAGCGAGGCACAGCAGAUGCAGAUGCACAAGGAUUUACCGGACGGUACCGGUGAAGCGGAGGAAAAUGUUGAUAAUAAUAAUAAUAAUAACAGUGAUAAGGAUAAUGAUCACAAUGUGGACGAUGAUGAGGAGGAAGAAAAUGAUGAUGACGAUGAUGAUGAUGAUGAUGAUGAUGACGAUGACGAUGAGGAGGAAGACGAUGAUGACGAUGAGGAGGAAGAAAAUGAUGAUGACAAUGCUACUUUUAAAAAAAAAACAGGUACAAUAAAAAGAAUAAGUGAAAAUACUGGAACAGCAUAUAGAAAUAUAGAAAUGAACAAAAUAAAUUCCAUUUGGAUGAUCAGAGAUAAAAAUAAUAAAAUAAUAAACGUAAAAUGGGAAAAUAAAAUUUUCGAAAAACUUUUUUUUGAAACCUUUGAAAAUUAUGUAAAGAAAUAUAUUAAUGAUUAUCACCCUGAAUGGAAGCAGUAUCCAUACAAUGGCUCAAAAAUAACUUGCAUAAAACAUCCCUACUUAAACAGCAUAAAAUAG